CAAAAGGUAAAGAAAAAGGCAAAUGUCAGUCACUUUAAAGUACUUAUCUGUUUACAUUUGAGCAGUGGAUAUAACGAUAAAUGGAAAGCGGAUGACACUUAAGCAGUGGAAAAUCGUAAUUGUUAAGAUAUUAUCAUGAACCUUUGGUAUACUGCGCGUGCGUCAGCGAGUGUGAUGCCCUUGAGUUGAAAUUUGCAGUAGCAUUGAGCUGUCAGUGUGAUGAUGCUAAACAGAACAGACCAUAUCGACACAUGGAGAAAGUUAAACCCUAAUCGAUUAUGGUACAAAACAUUUAAGUAUGUAGUGUUGAGUUUGUGUCAUACAUGCUUUGUCGCAUUCUUGUAACCGUCAACGAUUCCGUAAAUAAAAAUGAGGAAUUUUUUAUCAUUUAUUACAAACCACAAUCUAAUGAAUUCAGGCUUUAGUAUGAGGCACGGGAUUCAAAAGGGAUUUGGAAAGCUGUCAUUGGUGUCCCGUCGCAAUGUGUGCAUCAGGGCGGAUAAAAAGUGGCUCAAACCUGUGGGCUAUGACACUGGCAUAAAUAUGUACAACAGUCUUACCAAGCAAAAAGUGCCGUUGGUUUUGGCACAAGAACGAAUUGCCACCUGGUAUAGUUGUGGACCCACGGUUUAUGAUCACGCCCAUCUCGGCCAUGCGUGCUCAUAUGUCAGAUUUGACAUCUUGCAAAGAAUUUUAACCAGAGUUUUUGGUGUUAAUGUUAUCCAUGCCAUGGUCAUCACUGACAUUGAUGAUAAAAUCAUACAGAGAAGUCUUGAGGAGAACAUGUCGCCUACUGUCCUUGCAAGAAUGUAUGAGGAAGAGUUUAAGAGGGAUAUGCGGGCACUGAGGGUUCUUCCUCCAGCUGUUUACAUGAGGGUGACCGAAAACAUACACCCGAUUAUAGCUUUCAUAGAGCGCAUUAUUGAAAACGGACACGCGUAUGUCACAAGUCAAGGGAAUGUCUACUUUAACACAAAGUCCAUUGCUAACCGUUAUGGGAAGCUUGUGAACCUUGGAGGAAUUGUUGGAGAGCUAGGGUUGCAAGAUAAAAAGGAUGCCAGGGACUUUGCCUUGUGGAAAGCAUCCAAACCACAUGAACCUUACUGGGAGUCACCCUGGGGAAAAGGAAGACCUGGAUGGCACAUUGAAUGUUCCACAGUUGCCAGCUCAGUAUUUGGGAGUCAGUUGGACAUUCACUCAGGAGGGAUUGACCUUGCAUUCCCUCAUCAUGAGAAUGAGAUUGCUCAGUCUGAGGCAUAUCAUCAGUGUGAACAGUGGGGAAACUACUUCCUACACUCAGGGCACCUUCAUUUGAAAGGCAGUGUAGAGAAGAUGUCGAAAUCCUUGAAGAAUUAUGUAACUAUAAAGGAUUUUCUGUCGUCCUACACUGCCAAUGAGUUUCGACUCUUUUGCCUUCUGACCAAAUACAGAUCAGCAAUCGAAUACAGUGAUGCUAGCAUGAAUGAAGCCCGAUCCACCCUGUCUUCCAUCUCUGCCUUCAGCCACAGUGCACAAGCCUACAUGCAGGGCCACUUGCAGUGUCAGCCUGUAGAUGAAGGAGCUCUCUGGAAGAGCUUGUCUGCUGCACAGGCGAGUGUUCGAACCGCUCUUGCUGAUGACUUUGACACCCCAAAAGCUGUGGAUGCCAUUAUGGGUCUUAUUCAUCAAGGCAACUGUCAGCUUCAGCCUGUAAAUAAGGCUGAUGGUCCUAGGAGUCCUGCUGUAUUUGGGGCCAUGUUGUCAUACGUCAGGGAAAUCUUUGAUAGUUUUGGAGUUGAUUUGCUUGACAGAAUGGAAGCCCAUAAUGACUCUUCGGGCAUUUUAAAUAAUGUAGUAGAGGAGUUGGUGCAUUUUCGUAGCGAGGUUCGAAAGUUUGCUCUAUCUGUGGAAGACCAAGCUUCUCAUAACCCUCAGGCUGAUACUGCAUCGCCAAAGAGUCGUCCUCGGCCAGACAGAGUCCCUUUACUUAAGGCCUGUGAUGACCUACGAAAAAACCUAGCUCCUCUCGGAGUCCACAUUCAGGAUAGAGGCACAAACGCGACGUGGGAGAUUACAAGAACAGGGAGAGAAGAGACAAGAAAGAGUUAACCACUAUCUUAACUGGGACCCAACACUGAUUGUUAGGACUUGGACACAUGAUACAUGAUACCUACUGAUGAGACUUUGCAUUUUGAAAAUUACCCUACAAACAAAAGUUUGACCUUUACUCCAAAAUAGCCCUAAAUGCAAGUUAAUAAAAUUUGAUUUGAAAAUGA
Messenger RNA from Paramisgurnus dabryanus, 2255 nucleotides. RefSeq names its product cysteinyl-tRNA synthetase 2, mitochondrial (gene cars2). Gene Ontology annotation, cellular component: cytoplasm. The record is from RefSeq and is a predicted model, not a curated record. Gene Ontology annotation, biological process: cysteinyl-tRNA aminoacylation. Lineage: Eukaryota; Metazoa; Chordata; Actinopteri; Cypriniformes; Cobitidae. Gene Ontology annotation, molecular function: cysteine-tRNA ligase activity; ATP binding.